Messenger RNA from Bradysia coprophila, 4235 nucleotides. It is a transcript of the gene chp, whose product is annotated as leucine rich repeat containing G protein-coupled receptor chaoptin. Gene Ontology annotation, cellular component: extracellular matrix. Gene Ontology annotation, molecular function: protein binding. Lineage: Eukaryota; Metazoa; Arthropoda; Insecta; Diptera; Sciaridae. The record is from RefSeq and is a predicted model, not a curated record.
UGAAACGAUUUUGAAGUGCGGCUAUUCGUUAUUGGUGGUUACCUUCAUUCUGAUGAUAUUGGCUAGCCUGAGUCGAGCAUCUACAGUUCGAGGUCGAGAAAUCGAAACAUUUAAGUAUCCACCGUGUACGUUCAAUCCGCUAUGCACGUGUUCUAAGCCCGAACCAGAUUUGGGAAUUGUUCAGUGCAGACAUGUACCGUUUCCCGCUAUACCGAAGACAAUAAACAAUUCGAAAGCCUUCAUGUUACACAUGGAAAACACGGGAUUGAGGAGUCUAGAAUCGUAUUUCUUGCAAUCAACCGGAUUAUACAAACUUGAAAUAUCUCACAAUCUCUUAACCGAAAUUCCGGAUGAUGCGUUUCACGGUUUGGAUAGAACUCUGUGGGAACUGAUGUUACAACACAACGAACUGAUUGAAAUACCGUCGAGGGCUAUUCGUUACUUGCAGAAAUUGACUCAUCUGGACCUCAGUGGCAAUCAAAUUUCCUGCAUUGAGCCGGACUCGUUCCGUGGCUUGGAAAAUUCUCUGCUCAUCUUAAUAUUGGCGAAAAAUUCCAUAAACACUUUGCCCCCGGACAGUUUCUCCUCAUUGCCUCUACUCGACACUAUCGAUCUCAGUGGAAACAAUCUUGAAUGGAUCGAUGCAAACAUUUUUAGAGAUGGAAUGCCUAAGCUAUCCAAGCUCUUCCUUUCUGACAACAUCUUAAGAGGAAUUCCGUACAUUGCAAUUGCUUCACUGAAGCAACUUCGCAAUCUCGACCUUUCGCACAAUCUAAUCGAAGAAAUUCUACCAGAAGAAGCACCGGAGCCCAGAGCCGUUGUCAAAUUAACGCUCGACGCGCUGCACUUGGAGUACAAUUUAAUCGAAAACUUAUACACCGGAUCGUUUCAACGAUUCGAUAUAAUCAAUCAGACAUAUCUUGACGGUAAUCCGAUAACGAGUUUGGGCGAAGAAGCAUUUCGGCCAGCCAGAAUCACUGAACUGUACAUCAGACACUGUUCGUUGCAAUAUAUUUCACCAUUAGCGUUCGAAGGUUUGGGUAAUUCAUUGCAAAUAUUGGAUAUUUCGGCAAAUAACAUCAGCUCAUUGCCCGAAAAUUUGUUCGAUAAUUUCGAUGUUUUUCGAGUCCUCAACUUGAAGGAUAAUCGACUUAAAGCAUUGAAUCCUGCGGACGCAUUCAAUGGAUUCCAAUAUACCUUACUGAAAUUGGACAUGAGUGGUGAACAGAAUCCUGUCACCAGUCUUCAGGAGUUGAGAAGAAUGCGAAAUCUGAGAUCACUGUCUCUGACUAAGCUUUCAACCAAACACUUAUCGCCCGACGACUUUUUGGAAUUCGGACUGGAAUUGGAAGAUUUGAAAAUAACGCGCGGACCAUUGCAAACAAUAAAAUCCCAUGCGUUCAUGCAUGUGAGAGGACUGAAACGAUUAGAUCUUAGCGAAAGCCGAUUGAGCCAAAUCGAACCGGAUGCAUUUAAUGAGAUUGGACAUUCCCUACUCUCUUUAAAAAUAUCGCAUGGAUUGACUGGUGCAGCGCUACCGGCGGACGCAAUGCGACAUUUGACCUCUUUGCAAGAAUUAGAUCUUAGUAACAAUCAGCUAAAAACGAUGACUGACACGUCGUUUCACUUCAUGAAGAAUUUAAGGCAUUUAGAACUUCAGGACAAUCGAAUCGAACAGGUUUUGAAGGGAACGUUUCAGGGUGACAUCCAUUCCAAAUUGCAAACAAUAUCGCUGAGCUUCAACCAUUUGCGGCAAAUUCUUCAGCAUACCUUCGUGGAUUUAGAGAAUUUGCAACAAUUGGAACUCGACGAUAAUCGAAUCGAACAUUUAGAACGGCGAGCAUUCAUGAAUUUGGAUCAACUUCGACAUCUAAAUUUGAGAGGGAACAAAUUGAACACAAUUGCUGAUGAGGCAUUUCAGAAUUUACCUGAACUGGAAGUUUUGGACCUGGCCUAUAACAAAUUGACAAAUUUCGAUUUCGACUAUUUCGACCAGGUAGGAACACUAUCAUCGCUUCGAGUUAACAUGAGCCACAAUACAAUUGUUGAACUGGCCGAUAAUAACACCGGUUAUGGUUUAAGUAGAGGAGAGCAUGAUUCUAAUUCAUGUCAUGCAGGAUCCAUAUCUCACUCAAAUGUUAAAGUACUGGAUUUGUCCCAUAACAACAUUUCGAAAAUCUAUCCCGGUUUCUUCAGGCCUGCCGAAAUUUCAUUGACCCAUUUGAAUUUGGGCCAUAAUUCGUUGAUGAACGCCACUCGAGACAUCUUUGGAAAUAUGCCGCAUUUACAAAUACUGGACCUAUCCCACAAUCUGAUCGACGAAAUUGAUUAUAAUUGCUUCCGAGCAACAAAAAGCCUGCAAUUGUUAGAUGUAUCACAUAAUCUGUUGCGUGAACUGCCACAAAAGCUAUUUCAAAACGUAGUCGGUAUACGGGUCGUAGAUGUAUCGUACAACUUUCUAAGAUUUCUUCCGGAAAAUAUAUUCGCCGGUGAUGGAUUGGAAUCAUUGGAUCUCUCGCAUAAUUUACUUAUGAAGAUACCGGCCGUGUCAUUUUCAAAUUUGGCUGCACUAAGUAUUUGCAAACUGGAUCUAUCGCAUAAUUCCAUUUCAAGCAUUCAUACGUUGGACUUGUCGAACAAAUUUAGGGCCAUGUCCAGUUUAGAUCUCUCCAACAACCAACUUCUUAGAAUUGAUGAUGCCGCAUUCGCUUCAUUGCCUCGUUUGGCCGAUCUGGAUUUGUCGAACAAUAGUGAACUCAAAGUGAUGGAUAAAGCAUUCGUCGGACUUCAAGGUAGCCUAAUUAAAUUGGGCCUCAACAAUGUAUCACUGACAGAAAUACCGGACUUGCCACUGCCAUUGCUUCGAGUUUUACGAGUUGCUGAAAAUGAGCUGCCGACUGUCUCUCAAGAAUUAGCUCACAACAUGUCCUCGUUGAGGGUGUUAGACCUAUCAGACAAUGACUUGACAAACGUGCCGGUGCUAAUGCAACUGUUGAAGAAUUUGCGGUCAUUGUCUUUGGCUGGUAACUCAAUAACAAUGCUCACAAACGAAAGCUUUGUCGGUUUGUCGGAAACGCUUGAACAUCUAGAUGUGUCCCAGUUGCAUCUUAAUUCAUUUGAGCUGGGUGCUUUGAAGCCUCUUGAUUCGCUGCGAUCUCUGAAAAUUUCCCCAUGUUUGAGUAUACCGACAUUCAACAUACCAGCGUUGCUGGAAGACAACGACAAUUUACGGGAAUUAUGGAUCGAAUCUCCGGGUCCUGCACGUUCACAGCAUGAGACCUCAUUUGAUGCUAUUGCGAAUAUUGGUCGAACCGAGCCCAAAGGACCGUCUUCGACGGAUCUGCGAAAAGAAAUGUUGGGCAAUUUUCCACUGAAACUGCGAUCUGUAACCAUUAGCGGAAAAACGUUCACCAACAUAGCUGAAACAAUCUUCAAAGGAAUUGAGUCAAUAUCAUUACAUGUGACCAUUCGAAACACAUCGUUGACGAGUAUCCCGAAUUUCUUCCGUCACCUGGGCCAAGCUGAAAAUAUUUCAAUCGAUUUGCAACACAACAAUGAUAAACUGAGCAAAAUACCGAAUCCGAAUACCGGAAAUUUACCGAACUUACCCGAUGCGGUCUUUUUAACUGAUCUGAAGGUAGCAAGCACAUCUUUGAGUUGUGACUGUGGUGUCGGUUGGAUCGAAUACUGGCAACGAAAGAAGCGGCAAUACUUUUGCUCGGCACAGUCAUGGUCAGAUUCGAUCUUUGGCCCGUCAUCACGAUCGUCCUGGACGAAAAAGGAGGAGUGCAAUUCAAUUGACGAUGAUUUGCGAGAGGUCGACUGUGCGAAUAAAAACAAUCAGCAAUUGUUAGAGGUACUUAAGUCAGAAAUCGAAUGCGGUUGGAAUGGAGCUUCAAAGAAUGUUAAAAUUGCUGUUUCCACGGUAAUCAUUUCUGUCGUUAUGUUACUGUGGUUCUGACUCCUUCGCUAUCUAUUCGUCACCUACAACAAUUUUUACAAAUAUUUGGAUCAAUUGUAUAACCAACGAGCUUAGAAGAGAGAAAAAGUUUGUGUUUUUCUUAUAGUGUUUCCGCGAUGUUAUAGACAAAAACGAUCAAUUGAAUCGUAAAAAUGAAAUGACCCUGCCGUUUAAAUUUUAAUUAAUUUAUUAUCUCGUGUAGCUUUAAAAUUUCAAUUAUAAAUUACGCUUUAGCAUUUAAUAAUUUACCUUUUAUUAAAACUUAAAACUGCUU